UUUCGGUUUUUGAAUUUUCACUCAUUCUCUCUUUCCCACACCAACAGCUAUUUCUGAAACGUUUAACAGCCCCGGCAAGAAGGAGAACCAGAGCUAUUCUGAUUCUCUUUCUGCCGUCCCCUCUCUCCUUCUGUGCGCGGAGUUGGCACAGCUCCAUGCGCACUGUCGUGUGCCUGACUGUCUGCGCGUCUCACCCUUGGCUAGUUACACAUUCCUGCGAAGAAACACGGACAGUGUAUAUGUGACUGUGUGCAAGGGGGUGUACAGCACGGUGAAAUGUCUUAAUGCAUUGUUCGAUGGAGCUGGGUGUCCAUUGCGCUGAAGGAGUCUAAUUUUCGGACACUUAUGGACUGAGCAGAGGUUAAAACUGAUCUCGCAACAAAACAGAUAAAGAAAGAACCACAAUGGACGCAGAAAGUCUUAUUCAACACAUCGAGCGAGACAUGGAGGCUACUUCGUCACCGUUAUCAAUGACCACUGACUGGUUGGACGACGGAAACGAGACGACGGGGAAUCAAUUCCAGCAGCCCGGCUGGCAGGUGGCUCUCUGGGCCAUAGCCUACUCCCUCAUCAUCUUGGUGUCCGUCACUGGGAAUGUUACUGUGAUCUGGAUUAUACUCGCUCACAGACGCAUGAGGACUGUAACCAAUUACUUCAUCGUCAACCUGGCAUUUUCUGACGUCUCCAUGGCAACAUUUAACACCCUUUUUAACUUUGUCUAUGCGCUUCACAACGACUGGUACUUUGGCCUGGGCUACUGCAGAUUUCAGAACUUCUUCCCCAUCACGGCCAUGUUCUCCUCCAUAUACUCUAUGGCAGCCAUCGCAGUGGACAGGUACAUGGCAAUCAUUCACCCUCUGAAGCCUCGCCUGUCUUCCACCUCUACAAAGGUUGUGAUCGCUCUGAUAUGGAUUGUGGCAUUCUCACUGGCUUUCCCUCAGUGCUACUACAGCGUGACGAGAUUUUAUGACCCCAGAACCGUGUGCAUGGUCGACUGGCCUGAUGAUUAUGGAGGAACACACCAGCUGAGUUACCAGUUUUCAGUGAUUUUGCUGAUCUACUUGCUCCCUCUCCUGGUGAUGCUGGUGACCUACAGUUUAGUGGGUCAGUCUCUGUGGGGUGGGCACAUCCCUGGAGAGGCGACAGAACAUUACCACAGCCAGAUAACAGCCAAGAGAAAGGUGGUGAAGAUGAUGGUCGUCGUCGUGGUGACCUUUGCCCUCUGCUGGCUGCCAUACCACAUCUACUUCAUACUGGGAUCAUUUAACAGAGAAAUUUAUAACCAACAUUACAUUCAACAGGUGUAUCUGGCCAUAUUCUGGUUGGCAAUGAGUUCAACGAUGUACAAUCCGAUUAUUUAUUGCUGCCUAAACCAAAGGUAA
Mugil cephalus (flathead mullet) is the source of this 1382-nucleotide messenger RNA. It is a transcript of the gene tacr2, whose product is annotated as tachykinin receptor 2. Gene Ontology annotation, biological process: G protein-coupled receptor signaling pathway; positive regulation of flagellated sperm motility. Gene Ontology annotation, cellular component: plasma membrane; sperm midpiece. The record is from RefSeq and is a predicted model, not a curated record. The transcript has 7 exons. Gene Ontology annotation, molecular function: substance K receptor activity. Bases 405 to 1382 code for a protein of 325 amino acids. NCBI's taxonomy places the organism in Eukaryota, Metazoa, Chordata, Actinopteri, Mugiliformes, Mugilidae.